Knipowitschia caucasica is the source of this 843-nucleotide messenger RNA. The record is from the annotation of a GenBank genome assembly. Lineage: Eukaryota; Metazoa; Chordata; Actinopteri; Gobiiformes; Gobiidae.
AUGGAGAUGUGCACCUAUGAAGCCCUGAACAUUCCAUCAAUGGCCCCCGCUCGAGGCCGUACAGGGGCCCGGCUGGGGGGAGAGAGCCGCCCGGACCUGCCCCUGCCUGCGAUAAGCUCUGUGGCCCUGACUGUCCCUCUGGCCUCAGCGUCUCGCCUGGGCCUGUCUCCCCCGUCCCCCCCCUCCCCGUUUCUCCCCCUUCCCGCUCUCCCCCGCCCCUCACAUUCCGCACAGGUGUCAGACUGUGUUGAAGGUGUUCAAAGAUUGUUCAGCAACUCACUCAUGAUGAGGGAAAAGAGCAACAAGGGGAAAAUGCCCGCUCGGAAAUGCGACAUGUGUAGAGUAAUACAGGGUGCUAGUAAAGUUGCUGCCCCGAGGGUCCUCAUCUCUACUUCCUCUUUCCCUCAUCUGUCCCUCAUCGACCUCUCAUCCCCCCUUCAUUUGCCCUUCAUAUUCACCUCAUCUGCCCCUCAUCCUCCACUCACCCUCCCCUCAUCCUCCCCUCAUCCUCCCCUCAUCGACCUCUCAUCCCCCCUUCAUCUGCCCUUCAUAUUCACCUCAUCUGCCCCUCAUCCUCCACUCACCCUCCCCUCAUCUGCCCCUUGUCCUCUCCUCAUCUGCCCCUCAUCCUCCCCUCAUCUGCCCCUCAUCCUCCCCUCAUCUGUCCCUCAUCCUCCCCUCACCCUCCCCUCAUCUGCCCCUCCUCCUCCCCUCAUCUGCCUCUUUCACAUCAUAGAGUCGUGGGACCCUCAGGGCGUACCAGCGCGGGACAGGCCCAAGCUAAUCUGUGUCACCCAAAGGUCCCGGGACGUCCCAGGACUCUGCACCCGGAUGCACGAGUAA